Messenger RNA from Lates calcarifer (barramundi perch), 3027 nucleotides. RefSeq names its product TNFAIP3 interacting protein 2 (gene tnip2). Gene Ontology annotation, biological process: regulation of transcription by RNA polymerase II; cellular response to lipopolysaccharide. Gene Ontology annotation, molecular function: K63-linked polyubiquitin modification-dependent protein binding. Lineage: Eukaryota; Metazoa; Chordata; Actinopteri; Centropomidae. Bases 801 to 2168 code for a protein of 455 amino acids. The transcript is spliced from 6 exons. The record is from RefSeq and is a predicted model, not a curated record.
AUUAACUAGUAUGAUGCCUUCAUACUGUGGGAAACUAUAAUACCCAUUGAGCGAAGAUGAACAAACUUAACAAAAUGACUGGCGUAUAUGGGGAAUUUGCUAUGACAAUCAAAAUGCCCUGAUGUGACGUUUAGGGGGCGGGAUGCGUGAAAACCCUGUAAACUACCGUUGGGAAAAAUUUAAUAUUUUGAAUUCGUACUGUUUGCAAAAUAUUAGCUGAUACUAGAGGGGGACUUCAUUUUCUACGUUUUUUUUAAGCCCACGGCGACAGCAUUUGGGUGGGAUUUGAACUUAUUUUCUCUCACACACACAAACCCAUUUCUGAAACUAAAACAAAAAAAGGAACACGUGCAAAUGCCAAUCAAACGCACUUAUUAAUCGCGCCACUCGCACGCAGAGUUCGAGUUUACGACGGUCACGAACGCAGCACCAGUAUUUGUUUUCCAGCCGUUGGUGAAGCCUAGCUUAUAACUCUUUAGUCUGUAGUUAAAAUUUAUGUUUCUGUGUAUUCUUUACUAUUUGUGCCAAAAGGCUAUAAAACCAUUUUACCUUCCAGUGACGGUCGACGAUGAAUCUUUGAGAGGUUCAGUUUGACGAAGCUCAAAAAAGUACGCGGGGAAGUUCCCUAGGAAAUCCCCCUAGACUGUUCGGGGAUAUUAUUCAGACACUGAUGAGCCAAACCCCCGACACAAUCGACCUCCUCGGUCCAUUUCUAAAGACACGGGGCUAGGAGCAGAGGUGUCAAAUGUUGGAUUAUUUAAAAAAGAGUGGUCUUUCUGUUUAAAUCGACUCAGCCCGCAAUGGAUAACGUCAGUAUGAGCACGGAUAACGAUAUGCUCAAAGACAAAAUCCGGAGUUACAGCACGCUGAAUACUCUUUAUCAUGAGACUCGGCAGGAAAUCGACCUUCUGAACAAACAGAUCUAUGUAAAGGACAAUAUCAUUGCAGAUUUAAAAGCGAGGCUCGGGAGGUAUGAGAGGAUCUACAUGACGGUGGGAGAUAACGAUUCCGUGGUCAUCGGGCCGUCAAAGUCUCUGCUGGAGAGCUUAUGUAAAGAAAUAUGCAAACUGAAACAGAAGAGGAACGACAUGGAGUUCAAGGCAUCUCGACAAGAGGAGGAGAUCCAGAGGCUGAAUGUGCAGCUCAGAGAGAAGGAGCUGGAGCUUGAGAGUGUCAGGUGUCAGCCAGACCACGAGAAAGACCAGGAGAUCCAGAGGUUGCGGUCAGCCUUGGAGGAGAGGGAGCGGUCCGAGGCCACCAGAGCCGUCCUCUGCACGUCCCUGGCGGAAGAGGCUGACCAGCUGCGCAGCCAGCUUGGCACAACUGUGAAGGUGUGCCAGGAGCUGCUGGCAAGGCUAGAUAAAGAGAAAAAGGGGGAAGGAGAAUUGGAGGAGAUGGGCCAGCAGCAAAAGGCCAAAGAGACGCCAGAGUCUGCGGACAUGAGUGGUGUUAACACUCAAAUCCGUCAACUUCAGGAGGAGAAUAAACAGUUAAAGCAGCGUGUGGCAUAUGUGCAAGGUUUGAACUCUCAGUGGCAGAGGUAUGACUCAAGCAGGGAGGACUAUAUCAGAGGUUUAUGUCAGAGGCUGAAGGAGACCACUGGGCAGGGCUUGAUGCCUGGGCUGGGUUCUGUCAGCACCGGGUUGCUUCAUCAGGAAAUUUCCAGGCUCAAUGGUUUACUGGAGGAGAAGAUGAGCGAGUGUGCAAGGCUGGGUAGAGAAGUGGAGGAGAUGAGGAGGAAAGACCAAGAACGCAUCCAGACACUGGAGCAGCAGGUCCUCAUCUACACAGAGGACUUUAAGUCAGAGCGUACUGACAGAGAGCGAGCCCAGGGCCAGAUUCAAGACCUGAAGGAGCAGGUUUAUCAGUUAAAACAGCAGCUACACAAACAGGGAGCUAGCAGAGAGAACAGAGAUGUGGUUCCCAUGUGUCGUGUGCACAUAGGACACAGAAUCUCCACGAGGCGUUCAAAAGACAAUGCAGAGCGUCUAUUGAGGACCACUGCUGAGACGCAGCAACAGCCCGCAGCUGCAGCAGCAACACCAAACCCUGCCUGGAGCGAAUGCCUAGGUCUGUCAGAUUUACAGUGUCCACGAUGCCAGGCCAAGUUCAGCGAAUCGGAGAGUGCAGAGUACCUGAAACAUUGGGAAGAGUGUGCCAAACUAUAAACAGAACAACACUCAUUUGAAAAAGACCAUUGUCUUUUACUGACAGUAACUGAACACUGAUGAGCAUCACUACACGGCAGAAAAUAACCUGAGUGGAGUUUCCAAUUUGGAGAGGCUUGACUACAAAUUAAAACAACUGACUUAAGAUGUUUGUACAUAGGGAAGCAAAACUGUACAACCCACAGUUCCCUGUUGCAAAAGAAAUGAGUUCAUCAAGCUUCUCUUAGUCUGAAUAGGUUUUUUUUUUUUUUUUCCAGUGUCAGGUUCUGAGUGUUCUCCUCUGGCAAUACAGGAUAUUACUGUGGAGGGGAAGAGGAUGUCAAUGCAAUAUAUCAAAUAUAUACCUCAAUGUGUCAAAUUACAAACCUGUUGCACUUUCUUGACAUUUAGCCAAAAAUCAUAGGAUCGUACGAUUAAAAGAUUCAUGAUGCAUAAGCUUCUUAUUUUGGAUUUAGACAAUCUAGUUGAUAAUGUGGUGCUAUUACUAGUUUAUUUUUGAUUGAACUUAACAUAUGUCUGUUCUGUAAAUUAUAUAUUAUUAAAACAGAUUUAAAAUAUAACUAUUAUAUUAAUAUUUAUUCUUAUUGCAUAAAUAUAAUUGGGAAAGGCAGAUCAUUUUAGUGCAAUGAUUUCUUGCCUUUUUUCCACCAAAACCAUGAAAUAUAUAUAUUUUUUCCUGGUAAACAUUUGGGAUCAAAAAUGCUAAAUACAUUACAACUGAAAAUAAUGUUUGAGAUCCACUUUUUGAACGUAAACAUAAAAUCCCAACUGACAAUAUGCUUAUUUUUGGAUAUCUGGUGCUGUUGUUCUCGAGCUGGCACAUUAUUUUUGUAAUAAAAGAUUGUUUACCCACCCUUUA